This is a messenger RNA of Patella vulgata (common limpet), 4776 nucleotides long. RefSeq lists its product as uncharacterized. The record is from RefSeq and is a predicted model, not a curated record. Lineage: Eukaryota; Metazoa; Mollusca; Gastropoda; Patellidae. The transcript is spliced from 3 exons. The coding region runs from base 1874 to 3430 and encodes 518 amino acids.
CAAAGGAACGACAGAAGUGAAAUAGUGUAACCGUGGUCACAAAUCGGCAUAAUCCGCAGCUGCUAACAGUUUGAACUAUUUUGUUCAUUUAAUCAGUAACUUUAAAUACAUGAUUUGUAAAGUCUAACUAUUUCGUGAAAUUAGGAAUUUUUCUCACAAGGCGACAUGAACUUCAUUUGUGGACGUUCUGGACCAACUGCUUGUGAAUAUUUUGGUCUUCGGGAAAUAGGUGAUUUAUAGUACUGUUGACAUUAAUUUGUUAUUUAGAUUAAAUUAUUGUUAGAGAUGCGGAAUUUCUAGAAUGAGUUACCGUCCCCUUACAACUGCUAUUAAACUAUGAGGGCUUGUUUUAACAGUUACAGGAAAAUAAACAUUAUUGUAAAGACGAAAUAUUUCGUAAAAUUAGGAAUUUUUCUGACACAGGGACAGAGGUUUUCGUGGAGGUUCUGGGCCAACUACUUGUGAAUGUUUUGGUCUUCGGGAAAUAGGUGAAUUACAGUACUGUUCGAAUUUGUUAUUUGGAUUAUUUUUAUAGAGAUGCGGAAUUUCUUGAAUGAGUUACCGUCCCCUUACAACUGUUAUUAAAUCUGUGAGAGGUUUGUUCUAACAGUUACAGGAAAAUAAACAUAUGACGGACUUUUAAGUGGUAGAAAUUAUUAUUUACAAUCAUAGAAAUUCACGAACAUCUUAUGUCAAUUUAGGUAUACUAUUGAUAGAUAUUAAACUACGUACGAUUGGCCGAAAUCACCGAAUGACCAUUCUGGUUGUUGGAAGUGGUCGUAUAUCGGUCUGUGAAUAGAUUGGAUUAAGAGGUCGAGUGGUAUCAGGUGGUUUUUAUUCAGGAGUCAAUGGUACGAUUGAGUAAUGUAAUAACAUUACCCUAUGAGGAGUUCUGUUUUAAAACCUGUGAAAUAUUCUGAUGAGGUUUUGUGAUUAGGCUUUCGCUGGCCCUUCUAACACUUUCUUAUAUGGGAUUUUUCAUCAAAACGUGAUUUAGUAUGAUUUAAGUCUGUUUAAACAUACUAUGAAUUCUCGUAAUAUAUCCGAAUUCCUCAAAUGGGAAGUGAAAUUAGGUGUUCUAAACUAAUUAAUCGUACUCCUUCACCCCUUAUGAAUGGUUUCGUUGUGUGAGUCUAGAAGAGAGGUGUGGUCUGGUGACGUAACGUCUAUUCAUAACGAAAACUUUAUAUAACGGAGAAGGGUGCGAUUCUAACGCACUAGUGAUUGUUGUAUGUUUAUUCCGUUGAUUUCUGAAUUUAGAUUUGGGAUCGGGCUAUGUGUAACCCCACUCCCAAGCAGAUUGUUAUUCGACAAGUGUAUAUGAAAACGAUUAGGAACAAAUAUUAAUAAUAUUGUUAUUAUUACUAUUAUUGAAAUCCCAUUCCAUAAGAGAUAAUAUCAUUCAACUAGUGUAUCUAAAAACGAUUUGGAACAAAUAUUAAUAAUAUUGUUAUAUUAUUACUAUUAUUGGAAUCCCAUUCCCAAAGAGAUCAUUUCAUUAUCUAAAAACGAUUUGGAACAAACCAUAAUGAUAUUGGUCUAUCGUUAUUGAAGUCUGCAUUAUAUUUAAUUCACGCCAUAACGAACACGAUCAAGCUUGGGGUUAAUAAUAUCAUCACAGGGAUCAAGUUGUAAACAGGAUAUCACACCUACCUCAAUAUAACAUCGUAACUUAAGACACGGCGCAUGUUGUUGGCAAGGGAACAAAUAUUAUCAAAUUAAUGACUUUUAAUCGGUUGUGAAAACCAAUAAGCCUCGUGAUGGUUUCAUUUAUGCAUGAAGUAUGAAGUAAUAUAAUAUAUGAUCCACAGAAAAUCGUUUGUUUUACCAAUAGUAAAGAACUAUUUUUAAUUAGGAUUAUUACGUCAUCAUUAUGCAUUGGUUUAUGCCACAGGGUGAGUUCCGGCGAUUAACAGACCAAGUUCGUGACGUCAGUAUGGGCAAGAAGGACAACUUCCGAACUUCUAACUGUCAGAAAUUAUACCCAGUACAGAAUAAAACUACUGACAGCCUUAGUCAAGUUUAUCAUUCACAGUUAGCAGCCAGUCUGAAAGCUUUUCAAGAUAAAAAAUGGCGUCCAUUAAAAGAGAACCGAAUCGAACCAACCGUAUUAAGAUGUCGACCACAAUCAUCAGCAUCUUCUAAAAGACCGCAGUCGUCCAUAUGCAAAGGCAUAACAUCAUCAAUGACUCCGACACCGAAUCCACCCUCACGCCCUCGCUCUGUUCCGAGUGAUAAAUUACGACCAACAAGUUCUUACAGACGACCUGAAACACCGGAAGUUAAACCGGGAAAAUUUGACACAUUAGAUCCGGAAAUUCUAGCUAAAUUGAUUGGACGAGAGAGACCCCUGAGUGUUUACGGUGAACGAUGCGUCACAGAUCAAAGUGACGUAGAUGCAAGCGAUGAUGACGUAUGUUCGACCAGUGGUAUUGAUAGUGAUGCUUCUACAUUAGAAAAUGGCGUCGAACCGGAUGUAGAUUCGGAUCGUAAAGUUCCGGAUUUGAAUCUUCGACCUGAAACGCUAGACGCUAUAUAUGUCCCAGAAGAUCGAAAAGAAAGGAAACGUUAUGACUUCGAUGCUAAUAAUGUAGAUAUUCCUCCUUAUGAAUUUUCGUGCCCAAUUCCGAAACCUUACCAACAUUUGGAAUUUUCUAUCAUUGCCAAGCAAGGCUUGAGCUGGCGAAGUUUGACUGAAAUGCCCCAAUCUAAAAAUACAGAAAGAUUUUUCGAUCGUCUGAUUUCCUUAGAAAAAAUGCAGCAAGAAACGGUAGAGAGCGAAACUCGAGUCAAAAACCGUCCCCCAAGCAGACGACAACCGGCUUCUCGUACUGGUAGUGCUAAAUCACGUGACAAACGGUGUAGUAAUUCGUGUUUACAAUUAGCGUGCGUCGGUGAUUGUCCGGAUAAAACGACCAAUGACAUUUGUAAAACUUGUCUGCAGACAUUUUGUAAUGGUUCAUGUUUGAUGUCGUAUGAGCAACACAUGCGUCAACCAAGAACCGAGGAAACGCCAAUGGUAGUUCCCAAGCAAAAUCCACGGUGCUGUUCGUCGUGUCUUAAAAAACAUACAGCCAAAUUCAUCAACGCCAAUAACACUCUGCUCGGUCGACCACGGUCUGGUAACGCCACGUUCAGCAGGGGGAUUAACUACGUCAAACCCAGAGAUCUACGUCCGAAAUCAGCAGUGGGCAUAUCAUCAACUUCUUUACAGCAAUUUGAAGAUCUCGGCAUAGAACCCUGCCAAUCUACAAGUCGCCCAUCUACUGCAAUGUCAGGUCGCCCGAGAAGUCGCAAUGGUUUAUUACCGGGUAAAUCGUUUUCUUCGAAUAGGAAAUGCUCCAUCACCGAUUCUAGGCCAAAAUCAACAAUUAAGGUUCGUAGUAAAUCGGCUACCGUUAGGUUGAGAAAUAAUGUCACUCCAUCCUGAAUAUCAGUUUUGUAUUACCCUAUUACAGUAGGUUAUUUAGUUGGUGUGUGAAAACCUGUGUUAGAAACACCGUAGAAAUAUAAUUCGUUCGUUCGUUCUUGGUGUUUAACGUCUGCUUCCACAUAAGUGAUAUCGCAGACAAGACAUAGGAGAGCCGAAGCUGAUUCCAGUUUUUUAGAAUAUGAUUUUGCAAUCUUUCCAUUUGGCCUUAGGCCAUGGAUUUGGUUUAGUGGGAAGUUCUUCCCUUUAUUUAAUACAAAACAUAUCGUUUGGUAGAUGAUCUCGUCUGCUUCUGGAUUGGUAGAUGUCAUCGUUUGGGGUUAGUGUUUAGGUGCCAGGCCCGUCUUAUAUAAUCCAGUUGUAACGGUUCUUAUCCUAUAAACUUGAAUGGUGUUUGUGGUGAUAUACACAUUGACAGUGAUGAUAUACAUGUCAUUUAUGGUAUCUGUUGCCAUGGUGUUUGUGGUAUUAUGCGCUGAUGUACGUUACUGUGGUGUUGGUGGUGAUAUACAUUGACAGUAAUGAUAUACGUUAUCAUGGCAUGGUACUUGUGGUGUUAUGCGAUGACAGUGAUUAUUAACGUUACUAUGGUGUUUGUUGUGAUAUACAUGGACAGUAAUGAUAUACGUUACCAUGGUACUUGUGGUGUUAUGCGUUGACAGUAAUGAUAUACGAUGUCAUGGUGUUUAUGGUGAUAUACAUUGACGGUAAUGAUAUACGUUGCCGUGGUACUUGUGGUGUUAUGCGUAGACCGUGAUUAUUAACGUUACUGUGGUAUUUGUUGUGAUUAUAUUGGCAUGAAUGAUAUACCAUGGUGGUUUUAGUUAUAUAUAAUGACAGUGAUGAUAUACGUUACCAUGGUAUGUGUGGUGAUAUACAUGACAUUGAUAAUGUACGUUACCAUGGCAUUUGUGGUGAUAUACAUGGCAAUGAUAUACGUUAACAUUGUUUCUGAAAAAGUAUAAUUAUGGCUCUAGCUACUAUAUAAAAUGACUUUUGUAUUGCCGUACCUAAAAUGCUGAUAUGUUUUUUUAAAACCUUAUCCUACCCUUUUAAUUAGAACGUAACCGUGACUUUUGUGCUAAGGAGCUUCUAUAUAUUUGCACCAAGAUAUAUAAACAUUAUUGAAGAAGUUUCAUUUUCUCUCUUUUCAAAGGUAUUUGUGCUGUUAGACGUGAAUGCGUGGAUGUAGGUCUAAUUAAGAUUGUGUUUUAAGAAGUAAGCAUAGUUUUAAACGGAUCAAAUCUCAUUGAUUUAAGUCAUAAAAAAAGUAUUGAAUUGGGUUGAUAUGUAUUUUUUCAGUUAGUGAUGGGGCCACCACCAAAAAAUUAAAUUUUGUUUCGAAA